Molecule: messenger RNA, 575 nt
Organism: Trichomonas vaginalis G3
Lineage: Eukaryota; Parabasalia; Trichomonadida; Trichomonadidae
Exons: 1
Source: RefSeq, a predicted model, not a curated record
AUGCUUUCAAUAGAAAAAGAAAAUUCAAGAGUUGCUACAACUAAACCAUUAGAUGAACUUUUUACCAAUGUAGGUCAAAAGUUUGAGACAGAGACCGUAAAGCAUGAAGGCUAUCGUUUUGACUACCCGUUAAGAUGGUUAAGAGACCCAUCCGUCACAAAAGCUAUUGGCUUUCGUAGAAUGAAGUUCAUUUCAGAAGCCAUACAUGGUUUCCCAUUUACAGUCGGUUUUGAAGUUCGAUACUAUAACAAAGAAAAACGUAUGUAUGAGAAAUUUGAACAGGGAAAACUUUUACAAGUGAAUUUGCUUGUAAACUUAGAAACAACUCUUCAAGCUUUUCAAGAAAAAAUAAACGAUAUCUAUCUCGAAUAUGCAAAACAGUACAACAUUGACGAAGGAGAGUACCAUCUCGAUAUUAUAUAUGACAGGAAAAAUGCAACUGUUAAAAUCAAUAGAAUAGAAGACCUUGGAGAAAACGUUUAUAUUUCUACAAAAUAUAACAACUUGGCAUGGUAUAGAUUUCUGAGGAUGUUAAAUCAGCCUGCAGCAUAUCCAGUACACCCGGACUUUUAUGA